Molecule: messenger RNA, 2866 nt
Organism: Megachile rotundata (alfalfa leafcutting bee)
Lineage: Eukaryota; Metazoa; Arthropoda; Insecta; Hymenoptera; Megachilidae
Product: protein Star
Biological process (GO): endoplasmic reticulum to Golgi vesicle-mediated transport; endosomal transport
Cellular component (GO): Golgi apparatus; endoplasmic reticulum membrane; late endosome membrane
Source: RefSeq, a predicted model, not a curated record
ACCCGGUGAAACGAGCGCGCGAGUGGGAGACGUUUAAGUGAACGAGCGUCUGAGCUGGCAGAACAGACAGAGACGGAGAAACGGACGAAGGAAAGAGGGAAGAAACGACAGGGACGCCUUGUGUAUCGUGUGGCGCUCUGCAGUGCGACAUUCGACGACAACACACGCUUGUGCCGCUUACCAUCCUAGGCCGGCUGCUAAUCAACUUUCGUACACGCUCUUCCGUUCGGCUCCGCUGGCGUUCUCCUUUGUUCUCUCCUUCGACCUCGAGCCAGUCGCCGGUCGAUCGCUCGUCGAUGCGCCGAUUUUUCACCUGGCCCGAACACCUACGAGCAUUCAAACUAAUUCACUCCGAGGGCCACGUAUGGAACCGUUGAUUCGAAGCUGAAAGACCACGUUUCAUGGAGUUCUUCAUCAACGAACAACUAGAAGUUCGACUGCCACGAACAACGAAGAAAUUUUAUCCAAAGUAUCGAGAAGAGUAACGAUAAGAAUUUGACUGUCGAAGUCGUGAAUUUGUAAUUAGUAAAAGAAAAGAACGUCGAAUCGUAAACAGAAGUAGCGACCAGUGUUCGACGAGGACGCUUUUAUUCGAGCAGCGAACGAACCGACGCUCAGCAGGCAAAGCCGAAGGUUUGAGAAAGGAAAAUACGCUCGAGUGCAGUGCCCGCGACACGAAGCGUCGACGGAGGAUGUGCACGCUGCCCUCGUGAAAUAAGCCUGGCCGAUGCCUUCCGGACAACGAUCGCGUCACGAACGGGAUGUGAAACGAGCCACGUGAAUGUUGUGCGCCAGUGAAUCUUCCUUUCCGCCAGGCGAAUUAUUCUGGACCGGCAUGGAGCCCGUGAAAGCCAAAAUGGCUCCCACAGGGAUGCCUCCAGUUACCGGUGUCCUACAGCCGCCGGCGGGUUCAACGUUGUCAGGGACCACCAUGGCAAACUACAAGAAAAGUUGGUGGAGAAGAGUGGCCCCCUGCUUGGCAUUUCUUGCCGCUUUUUCCACCGCCAUGGCGUUGCUCCUCGUCUGGAGCGAAGCUGCAGCUUUGAGGAGGCAAGCGUUUGACGCCAACAUGACGAGGGACUAUGUGUUGAACAGCGUCUCGAUGGACAAUCCGGAAUUGGUUGCAUAUAUUAGAGAAGUCCAAUUGAAGCCCACCACUCAGCAGGAUCCCUUGAACGCCACACAGACCUCGGAGGAGAGGUACGUGUCGAGUCUCACGGAAGGGAAACGCGAGGGUGUCUAUGUGGAGUAUAUUAGCAGGAUAGGAGCAGUCUCCAGCACAGGUUGGUUAGAGAGAAACUUGAGUUGGAGAGGUGUGUUGAUCCUGACAGAUCCACGAAGCUUCUUCGAGGCUCACAGAAGCACCAGGAAUCCAAAAACUAGAGUUCUUCACGCGUGUCUGAGUACCGAUAAGGAUACCAAAGAGAUUACUUAUCAUCAAGAAUCGGAAGUGCAAGUUACCAAGUUGGGUGAGGGUCCGAACAGUCUGGUGUCUCCGGACGAGGGUCUGCCCACUACCAGAUUGAAAUGCUUCCCUCUGUAUAGUGUGCUGUUGGCGUACAGUGCUACCACUUUGGAUUAUUUGAGUCUCGAUAGCCCUGAUGCUCAGGAUGGCCAGGUGCUCGACACGAUUCCCUGGGAAACAACGAGAAUAUCCGUGCUGUCCAUCCGCUGGAGUCCUCAUCACAGCGAAACGGAGACGAAAAACCUGAUCGAUAAAAUGACGAGCAGAAGAUACAAGCUGAUGUACACGACGGACACCGGGAAAUUGAUCUUCUUGUACAACGCGUUGCUUAAGAUUUGAUCCUUGACUUAGGACGCUUUCAACCAUGGACCGUUCUACGUUCAUCGUGGCUUUCGUUUUUUUUAAAAGCUCGUACAGCGAACGAGAAAUAUUUUGUUUCGAACAAAUCAAAGAUCGUUCAGGUUACUGGUAUCAUCGCACGAAACGCGAUCAGCGAAGGGUUGCUGUUUCGUCGUUGAGAAUCUCUGAACGUUGCUUUUAUUUUUCGUGGAAACACGUUUCUUUUCGCUACAACGUAGAACAAGCCAAGACUUCUUAUUUUUUCUAUUCGAACUCGAGCGGGAACUUCUUUUUAUUUCGCCGUCGGUUCAAUGCGUGACUAAGACUGAGAGAAUUAUUUUUGUUCGCGAAGCAUUUUAACCCUCGAUAGACAUUUCAUUUUAUUUACAAUAUCUGCUAUUUUGCUGUUAAAUAUUUUUUGAUAAACUUUGCUUUGAAAAUAAGCUUUUUGUCGAAUUAGAUCUCUGGGUCUCCGUAACUGUGUCUCCGUCGAGGGUUAAUUUAUGUUCGAUUAUGCUCUCUUCUAGCCUACGCCUCACGGAAGAGUAAACCAAAACGAAGAGAAAGUGAACGUAUUUAGUUUCGUACUCGAUAUUUUAGCGUAGGUUUUAACGUUAAGAAGUUGUCUGAUGUAGAUACCACGACAUUUUACGAUGUAGAUUUUAAUAUUCGUCAAAGAUGGCGGCAGACUCGUGGACCGUUUUCUUCCCACCAAAAUCGAUGUUCACUCGCGGGUAAACGAGCACUGUCGCAGUGAUAAUCGAUCAUUUACUCUGAUUACCUACACGGGCCUUAUUAGCACGUAAGAUAUUUAAGAUGUUAAGUGAACUAUUCGCUUUGCAAGUUAUACGAAAAUUUGCGUAUUGAUAUUUCAAAUUAUUGCUGUCGGUAUUCAUAUUUAAUUGUGUAUCUUUAUGUACUUUUCGUAAUUUCUGUAAAAAGAUCAUUUAAUUCUUUGAACAACCUCAGAGAUUAUUUAUUCCUUUCUUUGUAUGACGCUUAUUAGUGUUGUGAGUUUGGUAUUUUCAAGGGUGGGGAAUUUGGGGGAUAGGAAAUUUGGGG